This is a messenger RNA of Scomber scombrus (Atlantic mackerel), 2463 nucleotides long. RefSeq lists its product as uncharacterized. The transcript has a single exon. The record is from RefSeq and is a predicted model, not a curated record. The coding region runs from base 1 to 1023 and encodes 340 amino acids. NCBI's taxonomy places the organism in Eukaryota, Metazoa, Chordata, Actinopteri, Scombriformes, Scombridae.
AUGGCGGAGCUCCGGCUUCGUUUUGGCAAGGGAGCUAACGCUAUUGUGCACAAAAUAUGUCACCGGCACCUCCUUGAAACUCAGAGCAAACACGGUAAAUGUGCCACAGUCGUCCCGUCUCUGUCUGCUGGGUUUCUGUCGGUUGACAUUCACAAUUGCGGCCAGAGUGGAGCCGUUGACGUUGUGACCGCUGGAGCUCCACCGGACGGUUACACAAGGGUAAACCUGCCGCCCUGCACCGGUAACUAUGUGUGGGGACAUGGCUCUGUGGCCGAAGGGGACACUUUUAUUGGACUUAAGAAAGACUAUACGGUUUCUGAAGAGAUUUGCAUUCAAAUUAGAGGAAGACAUAUCUCUCGGUACCGGAGUCCAGCCGAGUUUCGGAGGACUUUCUGCUCGCCAAGGACUCUUCGUAAACACUUGUGUUUGAGACCCGGACAGGUGGUGUUUAUCAGGACUUUCAGCGAGGAAGGAGGCCGCUCUGUGCCGCUUUACAGAAGCAAAACAGGCUAUUAUGACAUCCUUGAGGUGUCACCCACCGCCACUCAAGCCCAGAUAAAAACAGCCUACUACAAGCAGUCCUUCAUCUACCAUCCAGACAGAAACUCCGGCAGCGACGAGGCCACUGUCCGCUUCUCGGACAUCAGCGAGGCUUACGCCGUGCUGGGUCACAAGGGGCUGAGGAAGAAGUACGACCGGGGUCUGCUGAGUCUGUCCGACCUCACAUCCAAACCCUCCGCCAAGGACACCGCCGGGAGCUCGGCCAAACAACAUCCCGAGAGUCGGCGGUCUACCGUGGGAAUAGAAAGACGAGGAGAUAUCUUUGAUUUCGACGACUUCAUCAAGUCUCAUUACGGCGAGCAGCUGCAGAGGCAGCAAAACAUCCGAGUCCGCAAAGAGGAGAUGCUGAAGAAGAAACAGGAGACGGUGGCCGAGAUGAAGCUUGGCUGGAUGUUGGAGCUGGGAGUUGGGGUUCUUAUGAUGAUGGCCGUGGGUGUAAUAAUUAGCUUAAAACGGGGCUGAAGUGAGGAAGGAUGGAUCACUGGACACUGAUACUGUUGGGGCUUAGGGCUGGGCAAUAUAUCGAUAUUAUAUCGAUAUUGUGAUGUGGCAUACGUGUUGUCUUUUCACUGUUUUAAAGGCUGUAUUACACUAAAGUGAUGUACUUUUCUGAACUUACCAGACAGUUAUUUGUCUUUACCCACUUAGUCAUUACGAUCAAAUUACUGAUGAUUGUUAACCAAACAUCUCUGUGUAAAUAUUUAGUGAAACCGCAGAUGGUUAUCUCUACAAUAUUGUCACAAUAUUGAGGUACUUGGUCAAAAAUGUUGUGAUAUUUGAUUUUGUCUACAACACCCAGCUCUGUUGGGGCCCUUUAAUCAUCACAUGUCACACAGAUGUUUAAGUAAAACUUCAUCUUCUACCCCAGAGACAUGAACAAUUAAAUAUCUGUAAAAUCACAAAGUAUGAUUCACAAUCAUCCUUUGUGUCAGUGUGACAGUGCAAUAGUGCAAUAUUUUUUAAAGAUCACAUUCUCCUCCUGCAAGUUGCAAUCCAAAGACUUAACUGUAAUGUGCAUUAGAGCUGCAACAAUUAGUCAAUUUAAUUGUUAACUAAUAAUCAGUAACUACUUUGAUCAUUGUUCUUAGUCACUUCUUUAAAGCAUACAUGAUGUAAACUGAGUAUCUUAAGAUGUUGGACUGCUGAUCAGAUAAAAUAAGACAUUUGAAGACAUUACACUGUGCUCUAAAGAAUUAUUAUAACAGACAUUUUCCAGUAUUGACAUUUUAUGACAAAACGAUUAAGUGGUAAUAAAUAAUGAUCGUUAGUUGCAGCUGUAAUGUGCAUAAAGCUGUGAUGAUUACUCAGUUACUUGAUGAGGGAAUUAUCGUCAACUCUUUUGGAAAGAGUUGAGAGUAAGUUUCAGGCACAAAUGUCUAACAAUUGUGUUGCCAAAAUAUAUUUGAAGUUUUAUGACUGUUGAUUGGCCAAAACAAUAAUUUGAAGCCAUCACCUGUGGCUUUACGAAACUAUGAUGGGCAUUUCUCACAACUAUAUGGCAUUUUAUAAAUAAAAUUAUAAAUUGCCACUAAAAAAAAACUGGUAACUGGAGCCCCACAUGUGCAUACGAGUAAGCAUGUGCCACAAAAGAAGUGCAAUAUUUAUAUGAACACAUCAAAGAAAAGUGUUCAUUAGUUUCUUUUCCUUUUAUUUUUUGCUUGGUGAUCGAGUCUCUUUUAGUUCUGUUUGUCAUGUUAUGAGCAUUUCAUCACAUGCUGACAGAGAAACCUGCAGUGGUUAACAACCUUUUAGUGCCACUGUUAAAGACUUUUGACUUUUAUAAAGUCAUCUGUCACACAUAUUUCUAUUUAUGGAAGCAAGUUUUGAUUAUGGUCUCAGUUUCUUGAGAGACCAUUAAACAGGGAAAUGUACAGUUGUGGUGAGAUGGUUGAGUUGAAUAAU